Molecule: messenger RNA, 2667 nt
Organism: Ogataea polymorpha
Lineage: Eukaryota; Fungi; Ascomycota; Pichiomycetes; Pichiales; Pichiaceae
Exons: 1
Coding region: 365-2158 (597 amino acids)
Biological process (GO): xylulose metabolic process
Cellular component (GO): cytosol
Molecular function (GO): D-xylulokinase activity
Source: RefSeq, a predicted model, not a curated record
ACCUUAUUUAGGUUAGUAAGGUCGAUAGUCGCGUCGAUAACGGGAAAAAUCGGUUUGUGUUUCUUUGCAAUCUGGUUCCCCUCCAGAUUUUUCUACAAAUGGAUUCUUUACAGCCUUACAUUGAGGCAACCAUAGAUUUCGAGGGCCAGAAGCUAGCUGAGAAAAUAUACUUGACAUUGCUCACAACAGGAACUGUCUUGAGCUUGAUAAUUGGCUUUUCAGCGCAAAAUCUUUCUCUUACAAUAUACGUGUUUCUAUUAACUAUCGUGUCCACUUUGAUUAUUGUUCUUCCUCCUUAUUCCUUUUACAGAAAACACCCAAUCACUUGGCUUGCGCCUGAAAAAGUUGACGUUUCCUAUUAGAUAUGUCGUUGUUUCUUGGUUUUGAUCUAUCAACUCAACAAUUGAAAGUGAUUUCAAUCUAUUCAGACUUGAAACAUCACAAAACAUACAGGGUCGAUUUUGACGAGGAACUUUCGAAAUACGGCAUCCGAAAAGGCGUUCUCACCAAUGAAAGUGCCGGCGAGAUUUUUGCCCCAGUUGAGAUGUGGGUCGAGGCCUUAGAGCUGUGCUUUGAGAAGAUGAAAAAAGACAACUUUCCGUUCAAGGAUGUGCAAGCUAUGAGCGGCUCAUGUCAACAACACGGUUCCGUUUAUUGGUCGAAACGUGCACCAGAACUGCUCGGAUCGCUGUCGGCUGAAAAAUCCUUAAAGGAGCAGCUCUGUCCUGAAGCAUUCACAUUCCAAACGUCUCCAAAUUGGCAAGAUCAUUCUACCGGUCCAGAAUUGAAAAUUUUCGAAGAUGCAGUCGGGGGUUGUCACAGAUUAGCCCAGAUCACGGGCUCCAGGGCUCAUUACCGUUUUACCGGUACUCAAAUCAGAAAACUUGCAAGCAGGGUCGACCCAAAAACUUACCAUGAGACGUACCGGAUAUCACUUAUUUCAAGCUUCUUGAGCUCUUUGCUAUGCGGCAAGCUAACCUACAUUGAAGAAAGCGAUGGAUGCGGCAUGAAUUUGUAUGAUAUCUCGAAAGGAGAAUACAAUGAAGAGUUGCUGGCGGUGGCUGCCGGAGUUCAUCCGAAGAUAGACAACAGCUCUGAGUCGGAAACCAAAAAAGGUGUUGAGGAGUUGAAGCAGAAAUUGGGUCCUCUCGAACCCGUUGGCUACAGAAACAUUGGCCACGUCAGUAACUACUUUGUUGAGAAAUUUGGCUUUUCUGCCUCUUGUAAGGUUUACUCGUUUACCGGAGACAACCUUGCAACUAUCCUUGCUCUACCUCUCGGACCAAACGACACUCUGAUCUCUAUGGGAACCUCUACCACGGCUCUUCUAGUCACCAAUGCCUACAAACCUUCUGAGAAUUACCACAUGUUCAAACAUCCUACUCUGGAAGGUCAUUACAUGGGCAUGCUGUGCUACUGUAAUGGUGCCUUAGCUAGAGAGAAUGUGAGGGAUAAAAUCAACGAAAAAUAUAAUCAGCCCAAGAACUCUUGGGAGAAGUUUAACUCCAUCUUAGACAAUUCUGUUCCGCUGAACGGGAAGUAUGAGCUAGGAAUAUAUUUUCCUUUAGGCGAGAUUAUUCCAAAUGCCAAACCCUGCGAGCGCCGGUUCAGAUUUGAUCCAGAAAGGAAAGAGUUACUGGAAGUGGAGUCCUGGUCGUUGGAAGAGGACGUCAACAGUAUCAUCGAGUCUCAGGCUUUGUCCUGCAGACUCAGAAUGGGACCAUUGCUUGCUUCAACCUCAUCUCACAAGUUGGAGGACAAACAUGGAGUUUUGCCCAAGCUAGCAAAAUAUGGCCAAAUCCAGUCAGACGGUACUAAACACUCGACUGACGCUCUGCUUUGUCGCCCCAGUAAAGUAUUUUACGUUGGCGGUUCCUCAAAAAAUAAAUCAAUUGUCUCCAAGUAUUGCGACAUUUUGGGACCCGAAGACGGAAACUAUAAGAUUGACUUGAGCGAUGCAUGCGCUUUGGGUGGCUGCUUCAAAGCACUAUGGUCUUUUGCCACCGAGUCCGGAUCCGUGAAGGAAGAUUACAACAAAUGGCUCUCCGAUAAUUUCCAUUGGGAUGACGUUGAGAAGCUUGGAAAUGCCACUCACUGGGACGACUAUGUUGACGGAAUUGGCAUUCUGAGCUUGGCGGAGCAAAAAUUAGAGUCUUAAGUUGAUAUAUAUAAUGAAUCGACGAAUACUACAUAGUUGGCUUGCGGUUGCCUCUCUUGGUCUUAUAAUCCUUGAUUGCGCUCUUGAUUGCAUCUUCAGCCAACAUGGAGCAAUGCAACUUCACUGGAGGAAGAGAAAGCUCUUUUGCAAUCAUUGUGUUCUUGAUGUUGGCAGCCUCUUCAAGAGUCAUGCCCUUCACCAGUUCUGUGGCAAAGGACGAGGAUGCAAUGGCAGAACCGCAGCCAAACGUCUUGAACUUAACGUCUUCAAUCACUCCGGUCUCAUCAUUAACUUUGAUCUGCAACCUCAUCACAUCUCCGCAAGCAGGAGCACCGACGAGCCCGGUUCCGACAUUUUUAAGAUUUUUAUCCAUCGUUCCGACAUUUCUUGGGUUCUGGUAAUGGUCGAUCACCUUUGGAUGAUAAAGUCUCCUGCUUGAAAUGUUGGCAAGAGCCACUCUGGACUUGACACCUUGUCUCAAUAAAUUGCGGGCAAACAUUUAGAAGUCU